GCCGUCUAUAUAAGCACGGUGGCGGGCGGCGGGCGGGUCUUGGUGCCCGGGCAGCAACAGCCGCAAGAUGGAGGACUACGAGCUGGACAAUGCACUGGAGAACGCGUCGCUGCCGUCGCGGACCUUCCUGUUCGGCUGUGAACUGAAGUCCACUGCGAAGGAGUUCAAGAUGGAGGUGGCGGACGAUAGCUCCGAGCACCAGCUGUCCCUCCGGGCGGUUUGCCUUGGUGCUGAUGCUAGUGAUGAUCUACACUUGGUAGAAGUAGAAGGAUUGAAUUUUGAAGGCAAGAAUACCAAGGUCACAUUGGCUGCUUUGAGGCUAUCUGUGCAGCCUACAGUUAGUUUGGGAGGAUUUGAAAUUGAGCCACCUGUGACAUUCAGACUGAAAUCUGGAACAGGUCCUGUGUACAUCAGUGGACAACAUCUCAUAGCUGAUUUGGAUUCUGAUGAGGAGGAUGACAGUGUGUUGGAGAAUGCUGUAACAAAACAAGCAGUUAAGCGAACAGCUCCUGGGGUGUCAAAAAUAAUGCAGAAAAAAAUGAAAAUGGAGGAUGAUGAUGACUUUGAAGAUGACGACGAUGAAGAUGAUGAUGAAGAUGAUGAUGAUGAAGAUGAUGAGGAAGAGGAGGAGGAGGAAGAGGUAGCAGUCGUGACCCCAGCAAAAAAGAAAACUCCACAGAAAGAUACUCCUGGACCGAAGGGGGCAGGACCAAAGGGGGCUUCCAACCAAAAUGGCAAAACACCUGCCAAAUCCACACCAGCUAAGCAGCAGUCAAAAACACCAGAAUCAACAAAGAAACCCAGUAAUAAGCCUCAGACACCCAAGACCCCAAAACCUUCAUUGACUGCUGAAGACAUAAAGGCUAAAUUGAAGGCUUCAAUGGAAAAAGGUGCUGGUCUGCCAAAAGGAGAGGCAAAGUUCUCCAACUAUAUUAAACACGGUUUCAGAAUGGAGGACCCAGAGAUCAUCAAGGAACUCUGGGCAUGGAGGCAAAGUGCAGAUGGGAAAUGAAGACUGGCAAUAGCAAACAGUUUUCAGACAUUGCAGUGAAAAUUUAUAUUACUUAUGUAUGUUUCAUGUCAAUAAAUGUUUCUUUUACAAUA
Pristis pectinata (smalltooth sawfish) is the source of this 1104-nucleotide messenger RNA. RefSeq names its product nucleophosmin-like. The record is from RefSeq and is a predicted model, not a curated record. Gene Ontology annotation, molecular function: RNA binding; histone binding; chromatin binding. Gene Ontology annotation, biological process: regulation of centrosome duplication; positive regulation of transcription by RNA polymerase II; ribosomal large subunit export from nucleus. The coding region runs from base 68 to 1012 and encodes 314 amino acids. Gene Ontology annotation, cellular component: centrosome; nucleoplasm; nucleolus. Lineage: Eukaryota; Metazoa; Chordata; Chondrichthyes; Rhinopristiformes; Pristidae. The transcript has 11 exons.